AUGCCCUCCAAAAGACGACAGCGUGGACCAGGACCCGUUGACCGCCUGAGCUUCACAGAAAACAUUCUUGUCAUUGGAUCACCUUCGCCUCCUCCAGAACUGGGAUUCAUCACUUCCUUGACAAACUGUAAGAAACUGAAAAGGGUGUAUAUAAAUAACAAUCCAUUGAAUGGCCGCCUUCCGUCUUCCAUCGGGAAUUUUUCUGGUGCCCAACUCAACGCUUUUGUGGCAUCUAAGUGUGGGAUCACAGGCAAUAUUCCCAAGGAAAUUGGCAAUAUAAGCAGUCUGGAAUCCUUGUUUCUCAACAACAAUUACUUGAAUGGAUCCCUUCCAAAUACAUUCAGUGGAUCAUGGAAACUCGACAAACUUGUUCUUCCCAACAAUGCUCUGCACGGGUUGAUUCCAGAAGAUCUAUGCCAAUUAGCAUAUUUGGCCUCUUUAGAUUUGGGUGGAAAUCACCUUAUUGGUCGAUUGCCAGACUGCCUAGGAAAUGUUACAUCUUUACGAUCCCUUAAUCUAACCUCCAACCAUUUUACAUCCAAAAUACCAGUAAGUCUGUGGAGACUCACAGACCUCUCUGAAUUUAACUUGUCCUACAACUCCUUCACUGGCUCUCUCCCCCAGGACAUUGGGAAUUUGACGGGUGCCACUCUAAUAGAUCUGUCGAACAAUCGAAUCUCCGGCAAUAUUCCUAGCGCUAUUGGUGGUCUGCCAAACCUGGCCUAUCUUUCCUUGGCAAGUAAUAAUUUUAGCGAACAAAUUCCAGAGUCAUUUGGCAACCUUGUAAAGCUGUGGUCCAUAGAUCUGUCCGGUAAUUCUCUCACUGGAGAGAUUCCCAUGUCACUGCUGCAACUUCCUCUUCGUUAUUUUAACGCAUCAGGUAAUUGCUUGAGUGUGAAAACUGAUCAAGAAUGGAAAUACAGGUUUGGAAGUGACAGCGUUCUACCAAAUGGAAAAUUGUGCCCUCACACGGCGACGGAAACAUCAAUUUCCAACUUCAAGAAUUACACACCAAGAAAUUGA
Molecule: messenger RNA, 1023 nt
Organism: Diospyros lotus (date-plum)
Lineage: Eukaryota; Viridiplantae; Streptophyta; Magnoliopsida; Ericales; Ebenaceae
Product: LRR receptor-like serine/threonine-protein kinase RGI5
Exons: 3
Coding region: 1-1023 (340 amino acids)
Molecular function (GO): protein binding
Source: RefSeq, a predicted model, not a curated record